GGUAAUCCAAGAUGGAUUGGGACACUCUUCAAGAGUUGCUUGGCGAGAUGAACAAGUACUCCACGACGCUGGGCAAGGUGUGGCUCUCGGUGAUUUUCGUUUUCCGCGUGUUGGUCUUGGUGGUGGCGGCCGAGACGGUUUGGGGAGACGAGCAGAGCGACUUUGUCUGCAACACCCAACAGCCAGGCUGCAGGAACGUCUGCUAUGACCGCUUCUUCCCCAUCUCCCACGUCCGUCUGUGGGUCUUCCAGCUGCUCUUUGUGUCCGUCCCCUCCUUUCUCAUCGGCAUGCACGUCUCCCAAAGGAAAAAGAGCAAGAAGAACAUCAAAAUCUUUCGCCUGAAUGCAGCUAAACUGAAAAUAAAAAUCGAUGCCCCUCUCCUACGGACUUACCUGGUCAGUCUUGUCUUCAAGAUGCUAUUUGAAGCCAGUUUUAUGUACUUGUUUUACUGGAUCUACGAGGGCUACCAGAUGGUGCGGCUUGUGAAGUGCAGUGAAUACCCCUGCCCCAACACUGUAGACUGCUUCAUUUCCAGGCCCACCGAAAAAACUAUCUGUACUGUGUUUAUGUUGGUGAUCUCAGCUCUGUGCAUCUUGUUGAAUGUGUCUGAGCUCUGCUUCUUGGUUGUAAAAUAUUGCAUUAUUCAGUGUAGAACGUCUUGUUUCCCCGCAGUAGAAAACGAGACAAAGUCCAAGAGGUAGAAAAUACCAGACCCUCCUUCCUCAGAAAUCAACUCACGGUGAAUCACUGAGAGAGAAAUGUUCAACUUUUGUGGGAAAUAUUUCCAUUAUCUUCAGUAAAAAAAGUUGCAUGAAAUAGCCUAUUUAUUUUAUUCAUGUUUGGCUUCACUGAGAAGGUCCAAAGUCUAGAUUGGUGGCAAAGUGUUUCAGCACAAUGGCCUCUGUCUGGGUAACUGAAUGGUGUCCACCAUGUGUAGCCCUCUUCCCAGUUGGGAUGGCUAUCCCAGAGUGAGUCAAGCCCAGCCUGAAACUGCCAGACCCCGAGAACCAUACCUCUACAUCAAUAUCCUAGACUCCAGGCACAAGAGACUGCAGAUGCUGGAAUCCAUGGGA
Molecule: messenger RNA, 1073 nt
Organism: Amblyraja radiata (thorny skate)
Lineage: Eukaryota; Metazoa; Chordata; Chondrichthyes; Rajiformes; Rajidae
Product: gap junction beta-2 protein-like
Exons: 1
Coding region: 12-701 (229 amino acids)
Biological process (GO): gap junction-mediated intercellular transport; cell-cell signaling
Cellular component (GO): connexin complex
Molecular function (GO): gap junction channel activity
Source: RefSeq, a predicted model, not a curated record